AUGGCUUUUGUCAGCUCAUUGUCGUGGUCGCCGCGGAGCGGGGCAUCCUCGGACGUCCAGUUUCUGAAGCACCCGGAGCGACUGUUUAUCUGGAGGGACUGGUGCCUUUUCUGCGCACCAUUCCCUACAGUCCUAGACAAGCUGACUGCAGGGCAUCCCGGACUCCACUUUUCGCCCACUUACAUCCCCGAGCACCUGGGCAAACGAAAGUUUGCCCACGACGACGGCAGCGAAGUUGCCAUCCGAGUCCGGCAUAGUGGCGAGCGGCCGCACAAGAGGUUCCAGACCCUGGCGCAUGGAGACUUCCACCGGCGGAGCAAGAAGAAAAUCGGGGCCCUUUUUGACCGCCGUCCCCGGUCGGUCCGCCGAGAGGAAGCGGGCGACGUCGUGGCGGAAUUUUUCCGCCACGACGCCAAAAAAGCAAUUGAAUAUGCCCACCAGAUUUCGGGCCUGCCGGUCGUGGAGGGCAACCACGCCCGCUUCAUCUUUUUUGUGGAUGGAUCGAUGAGCCCAAAGCACCCUGAGGCCCUCGGCGGCCCGGGGGGUUAUUCGGUCGUCUACAAGGGUGCGGAGUCAAAGGAAGACCACUGGAUAUGGCAGGCAUGGUCGGUGGACGAGACGUUCAACAGCCACUGGGCAGAACUGAUGGCCAUUGCUGAGGCCCUCAACAUGGCCAUUCUCCGUCUGAGCCUCAAGCCGACAACCAGGACCGCCGAAAUCUACCUGUUCACCGACAGCCUGCGCUCUCUCGAUUUCCUGAUGAAAAAAUCGAGUGAAGCGGCGAAGCAGAGCCGCAGAACUACCUUCUUCGAGCAUGCUGGGCGACCCGUGCGCUCCUUCAUAGCCAGAAUCUCCCGCGAGCUUCACAACCUCGGGGUGAAACUGACCCUGAGCCACAUUCCCGGCCAUAAGCACGGCGUCACGGGACACAUCAUUGCCGAUCGCACAGCGCACAACGUGAUGGUCGACCGAAUGGAGGCCCUGCAAGCUCCAUCAAAAGACCAAGCUCCUGACUCUGCAGUGCCUAACUCGCUCCCUUCGGACCUUUCCCUCCCCAAACGUCGAUACAUCGACGACAAGGUUGCGACGCGAUCUUCGCAACACAACCCAAUAUGGUUGGUACUACACAGCCACGCUGUGGACAGGCUGAUGAAGGUAAAGAGGUGGAGAGAAGCAUUCGCGCAGCAGCAGAAGGACAUCAGACUCCUGAGGGAGCUUUUGAAGCUCGAAGCGGUCAAAGGACUCGACCCUCAGCAGAGAAAGGAAAAGGAAAACCUGAUGAAAAAGGUCGGAUAUCUGUUGGGCUGGCACCCUGCGUUCUUGGGUUGA
Messenger RNA from Thermothielavioides terrestris NRRL 8126, 1329 nucleotides. RefSeq lists its product as uncharacterized. NCBI's taxonomy places the organism in Eukaryota, Fungi, Ascomycota, Sordariomycetes, Sordariales, Chaetomiaceae. The transcript is spliced from 4 exons. The record is from RefSeq and is a predicted model, not a curated record. Bases 1 to 1329 code for a protein of 442 amino acids. Gene Ontology annotation, molecular function: RNA-DNA hybrid ribonuclease activity; nucleic acid binding.